Molecule: messenger RNA, 3318 nt
Organism: Entamoeba histolytica HM-1:IMSS
Lineage: Eukaryota; Evosea; Mastigamoebida; Endamoebidae
Exons: 2
Coding region: 1-3318 (1105 amino acids)
Source: RefSeq, a predicted model, not a curated record
AUGCAACGACGUGUUAGUAGACGUAAUUAUCCAAGAAGAGGUUAUAAAAAACGUACAACUUUGAAACGACAAGCAUUUGGUAAUUUUGCAAGUGCUAUGCAGCAACGAGAUAGUACUAAUGUAGUUAUUAGUAUGCAAGAGGAUGUUUCUAUUAAUGUUCCAGUUGGUGCAAAUGAAGGUACAAUGUUGAGGAAUGUCACUGCUUUGAUGACUUCUACACAAUAUUUUCAUAAUUAUAUGGGAAUGUAUGAUCAAUUCAAGUUAAAUGCUGUCAGAGCAUCCAUGGAAAUGACAUUCAUUGGAAAUCAGUUGUUAAAUAGUGCAACAUUCCCUUCUAUAUGUACAGCAUGGGAUCGUAAUGGUGUUAGAAUUAAUACUGCUGUUAUUAAUAAUACGAGAUAUUUCCAAUUACCUGCUUAUUCUUCUGUUUCUUCUUAUUCUAGUGCAAAUGAAAAGACAUUGUAUUAUGGUAGUAGAUGGGGAGUAGUGAGACAAUUAGAUGCAGCAUCUAUGAUGGAAAAGUCUAUGUAUUUACCAACAACUAAUACUAGAGAUGUACUUAGUAUGGAUAACAUGUAUAGUGCAUGGAAUCCUCAAUUACUUAUCGCUAUAAAAACUCCUCAAGCUGUUAAUGUUGCCAAUGCUUGUACUCUUACUAUUCAUUGGCAAUUUGAUGUUACAUUGAGAGGUUUGAGAAAAGUACUCGUUACUGAUGAAAAUUCAUUUAAACCUUAUGCUGGGUUUAUUGGUUAUGCUCGCAAUAAUAAUGGACUUGUUGUACCUAGUAAUAUUCCUAAUGCUCAACCUCCGUAUAUUUUAGUUGGAGCUAUUGCUAAUGGAUUUGCUCCAUCAAUUAAUCCUGAGACUGUUUAUGAUAAUGCCAAUGAUGCAUAUUCUAACGGUGGUGCUGGAAAGUAUGUUUCCAGACAAUAUGAUAAACAACCCAUUGAUAAUGAACAACAGUUUUAUCAAUUUGGUGGAAGACCUUAUAAUCCACCACUUCCAGAUGAAUCUCUUCAAAAUAUAGUUAGUAGGGAAUUGGAUAAACGAUUAGGUGAAGAAGGUAGUUUUUAUAAAGAAAACAAUAAACGACAGAAAAAGAUUGAUGAUGAUAAUAAAAGUCUGUAUAGAGCUAUUCUACGUGCUCAACAGGAUAAUCUUAAAAAUGUUCAUCAUAUUGAACGUUUAGAGUCUGCAAUUAAAAAAUAUAAACAAAAUGCUGAACGAUUUGUUACAGUUGAAGAUUUAGUUCGUGAAAAUAGAGAAAUGAUAAAUGAAAAUGUGAAUAAGAUUAAUGAAUUAAAAAUACAAUUUGGUGAUUUUAUUCCUCGUAAUGUUCGUACUCAAAUAAAGGAUCUUACAGAACAAAAUUCAGUAUUGAAACGUCGUGUAUCUCAAAUUGAAAGGAAUAAUGGGAUAUUUGUUACUCGUGCAGAGUUAAAUGCUUUCAGAGAUUUCUAUGAACCUCUAAUUGAAAAACAGGGUUCUAGAUUACAAAAUAUCGAAGAACGAGUUAAUGUCAUGAGAGGAUUAAUUGAUAAAUAUCCUGCCUUUGAGAAUGAAUUACAGAAUCUAUCUAAUGCUUAUCGGAAUAUGGGAAUGGUAUUUUCUAAACAAUAUGAUGAUUUAAAUUCUCAAUUUAGACAUUUGAAUACAAUAAGUCCAGAAAAUUUAAAUGCUGUUAGAGCAGAUUUGGAAUUAUAUAAAAACCACCUUCAAAAAGAAAUACAAUUACUUUAUAAGACUAAAUUGGAUGUUAAUGAUGCUGCUAAGUGGUUUGAUCAGACAUUACCUAAUACAUAUAAUCGAAAUGAUGUAAAUGCUUUAUUAGGACAAAUUAAUGAUUAUGUAAAGAAACAAGAAGGAAUUAUUAAGGAUAUUGAUUCAAGACUUGCUGAACAGAACCGAUUUUCAUUGAAACAACUCGAUGCUGUUACAGAUAAGGUCAAUUUAUAUACAGAACGUCUUGAUAAAUUAGAAAAGAAAUCAGAAGAAUGGAAAAAUGUUUUUGAUGUUGUUAAUAGAUUACCUGAACAUAUGAAAAUACCAUUAAAUGAUUUACUUAAAGAUUUAUUGGAAGAAAGAGAACCCGCUAAUUUCACUAGAAGAAUGAGAAUACUUGAGAGUGAAGUGAAAGCUCUUAAUUCAUCAAUACAUAAAAUUGGUAGUGGUAAAACAGAAGAAAUUACUCGUGUAAUAAGUUUGGUGAAUAGUAUACAAAAUGAUAUGAAUUCAUAUAAAAAGAAGGGACAAAUAAUAAAUGCAGGAGAAGAACAAUUUUAUAGUGAUGAUCCGGAUAUGAGACAGAGUAAAAAGGCAUUUGAAAAUACACGCCAAUUAUUAAUUUCUCGUUUUAAAGAUGUUAAUAAGUAUAUAAAAGAUGAUGAGGUUCGGGGUGCACAAUAUAAUGAUGUAAUAAGUAAUGUUAAUGCAAUUAUGAAACAAUUUGAAAAUAUUGCUCAGUCUUUUAAUGCUGAAUAUGUUGUUCCUGUUAAUGAUAUGCAAAAUUUUCAUGAAAGUAUGAUGAUGGUUUUGAGUGGUAUUAUGGAUGAUAAGUCUAAUGUUGAUGAAAUUCGUUAUAAAUUGGAUGUUGCUUCUCAUGAUUUUGAUAAAUUACGAGGUUCUUGGAAUGAUAAUAGAAAUGCGGGUGCUAAGAUUAUUGCAAAUAAGUUAGCUGAACGAAAUGGUAUAAAUAUUAAUGAUUUUGUUGAAUAUGCUCAGAGUUUUGCUGUACGUGGUGGUGCAGAUUCUUAUGUUUCUGAGAGUGUAAUACAGCCUAGAAAAAGAAUGAUAAGAGAUGAUAUUUCUUCUGAUUCAAAUUCUGGAUUUGACAAACGCGGAGAUGAAACAGUUACACUGAGAGAAGGAAAUCGUGGAUAUGAAAUAAUGGGUAGACAUAAAAUUGAACCUAAAUAUGAUGCUAUUCCCAUUGCUUCGGAUUAUAGACAGAAGACAAAUGAUUUGAUGCGUUCAUCUUAUAAUGAAUAUGAUUACGAGAAGUGGUACAAAGAAGCUAGAGGAAGAAUAAAGGAACGAGUAAAGAAAUAUUAUGAUAAUCCAGAAAAUGAAAGAGAAGUUGUCGAUAUUAAUGGACAUAUUACUGAAUCUAUUCCAAGGGGCGUGUAUGACAUGAUUGAGGCGGAUGAAAUUGGACGAUAUGAAAAGCGCGUGAGUGCUUCGAAAAGAAACAAUUUAAUAUUGAAACGUACCAUGGAACGCAUUAAUAAACAUGCAUGGGAAGAAGCGGCGAAGAAGGAUAAAACGGUGAAACCGAGAAAAAUAACAAAAAUUUCAAUGGUAAAAGAUAAAAAGAAGUAA